Molecule: messenger RNA, 2352 nt
Organism: Mytilus trossulus (common blue mussel)
Lineage: Eukaryota; Metazoa; Mollusca; Bivalvia; Mytilida; Mytilidae
Product: protein ABHD18-like
Exons: 12
Coding region: 299-1633 (444 amino acids)
Source: RefSeq, a predicted model, not a curated record
AUUUUAGGAAGGGACGAAGUUGUAAAUAGAUUACACCAACCUUCAAACCGCAAAUUGUCUAUUUUAAAAAGUAUUCAUUGAUUGAUUGUAGUUGAACACUUUAAAUGGUAGAGGUGUUUUGUCGAUGGCAACAUAUUUCGAGAACCUGACUUUUGUAUGUUAUAAGAUCUCAAGUGAAAAGAUAUUUAUGUUACACACUUAACAGUAUAUAGACGAUCUUGUGUAUUGAUGGAAGUGUCAACCAAAUCAAAGUAAACAUCUUCUGAACACAAUUAAUCCUGGAGAUAGCUGUCCAAACAUGAGUAGGUUUGAUCAGUUCUACAGAAAACUUAUAGUGACCAAGUUCUUCACUAGAGGCUGGGGAGAACCAGAAAACUUAAAAAAAAUAUUUGACUUUAGGAAAAUAUUGGGGAAUAGAGAUGAAUGUUACAAACUGGUACCUCCUGAUUAUCCAGUAACUAUAGACAAGGAUGAGCUGCAAGGUGAUGUUAGAAUACUGGAAGGACAUUUUGAAUCACCAUUUAAGAAGUGCAUACCAGGACUUAUGCCAAAGGAAACAGAAACUGCCAGAUUUCAAAUGAUCUUGCCAAAAGAGUGGAAAAGUCAUCAUAAACCUGUGUGUUUACAACUAGCUGGAACUGGAGAUCAUUAUUACUGGAGGAGAAGAACAGUUGUAGCUCGUCCUUUGUUGAAAGAAAGUGGAAUAGCAUCUAUAAUUCUGGAAAGUCCAUAUUAUGGUUUAAGGAAACCUAAAAGACAGUUGAGAUCCAGUCUACAUUAUACCUGUGACCUGUUUGUGAUGGGAGGAGCCCUGAUGUUAGAGUCCCUAGUCUUAUUUAACUGGUGUGAACGACAUGGCUUUGGACCAUUAGGUGUAACAGGCAUAUCUAUGGGGGGAUUUAUGGCCUCCCUUGCAGCAUCAGUUUAUCCAAAGCCAAUAUCAUUGAUCCCAUGUUUAUCAUGGACAACAGCCUCCACUGUCUUUACAAAGGGAGUAAUGAGCCAGGCAAUACCAUGGAAGGUUCUAGAAAAUCAAUAUUCAGUGGACACUGUUUAUGCUGAUGAGAUCAAACACACACUUAUCUCCCCUGAACAGGUUUUAGGAUCCACUUAUAACAUGGGACAUGAGUUUGUUAAAACCUACUCUGACAAACUUGAAGAUUCUAAGUUAAACCAGUCUUAUUCAAACAUUGAGAAAACCCUGAAGGAAAGACACAGUCAUGCAUUCAUGGAUGAUAAAAUGGACGUCGAAGCUGAUAUACAUUCAAUGGAAGACUACAUCGUUAAGAAGAGUGGGUGUAAGGGAGAUAACAAGACAGUGGGGAAAUCCCCUAUAGACAGGAAGAGUCUUAAAGAUAAUGCCCUAGAUUUUAUGAGAGGAGUUAUGGAUGAAUGCACACAUUUAGGCAAUUUUUCCAUUCCAGUGGACCCAAGUCUGAUAAUCAUUGUAGCAGCCAACCAUGAUGCCUAUGUACCCAGAACCAAUGUUAUAAGUUUGGAGCAAUUAUGGCCUGGUUCUCAAGUCAGAUAUAUAGACUCAGGACAUAUCAACGCUUUUCUAUUCCACAAUGUACAAUUUAGACACGCUAUUGCAGAUUCAUUUAAUGAGCAGAUUAAAAAAUAUCACAGUUGACGCAGGGAAAACAUAGGUCUUCUUACAUCAGAUCAUAGGUCUCUUUACAUCAGAUAACCCAGGGAAAACAUUGCUCUUUUUACACCAGUAUUACACUAUUGGCAGCAUUUAAUCCGAUGUAUGUGUUCAAUUGUGUAUUGUGUACACUGUGAAAGUCAGAUCUUAGUCAAUAUUGUCUGAAUUGAAUGUGAAGUAAUUUAUUUACAUGACAGUGGACAGUGAAUUAUUAAGUCAGAUCUUAGUCAAUUUAUUUUUUAUGACAGAAGACAGUGAAUUAUUUAGUCAGAUAUCAGUCAAUAGUUUAACAUUUAUUUUUAUUUAAAGUGAAGUGAUGUGAUUUACAUAACAGAAGUCAGUCAGAUCGUAGUAAUAUUAUAUUCAUUUAUAUGUGGAGUAAUUGAUUUACAUAACAGUUGUCAGUUUGUUCCUAGUCAAUAUUUUUAUUUGAUAAUUAUCUGGUAGAAUAUCAUCUUUUGAGUUAUUUCAUGCUGUGUCUUGCUCAAGGUUUGAACAUAAGAUUAGAAGGGACAGAUUUUCAUUUCUUGCAUUUCAGGGAUGUAAUAAUAAAUGAAGUGGGAAUUGAUUGUGCAGGAUGAAGGUCUAUGACCAAAACUUCCCUAUAUACAGUAAUUCAGACAGUAAAAUCUUAUAUUAAUAUUGUGGAUUUGUAAGUAAAUAAGUUUGUAAACAAUGUAAAUGCUAUGGUAGUGUUUUACAUA